Acanthamoeba castellanii str. Neff is the source of this 1956-nucleotide messenger RNA. RefSeq lists its product as uncharacterized. Bases 1 to 1956 code for a protein of 651 amino acids. The transcript is spliced from 5 exons. The record is from RefSeq and is a predicted model, not a curated record. Lineage: Eukaryota; Discosea; Longamoebia; Acanthamoebidae. Gene Ontology annotation, cellular component: nuclear outer membrane-endoplasmic reticulum membrane network; endoplasmic reticulum; ribonucleoprotein complex. Gene Ontology annotation, molecular function: mRNA binding. Gene Ontology annotation, biological process: intracellular mRNA localization.
AUGGGGGCUGGCUCUGUGGAGGUCACCGCGCAAAUCGAAUUCAUCAUCACUCCCAACCCCAGACAGAUAGAUCUAUCUGCUGUGCAGCGACCAACUGAGAAGAUGAGCAAGGCCAACAGCGGAAAGGGUAAGGGCGUCUCGGAGCCCUCUGCGCAGAAGAGUGGCAAUAAUGAUCAGGCCGCCAAGAAGGGAAAUGCCAAGCCCGCCAACGUCGGUGAGGCCCGCGGCCAGGCCACUGGCGGUCAGCGUGGCGGUCGCGGCGGCGGUGCUAGCAGGGGAGGUCAGCAGCAGUCCCAGCCGCAGCAGCAGGGUCAGCGCGCUGGCGGUAGGGGAGGUAAUGAUCAGAAGGGGGCCGCGGCAAAGCAGCCCGAUUACCUCAGCAAGUACCCCCGGCUCGAAUUGGAGAAGGAGAACAAGCAGCUGGAUGAUUUCACCGCCAAGAUCGAUGCUGCCUAUUCCGAAUUGGAGGAAAUCCGUCGCCGUAUCGAUGUCAUUCAAGAAGAGCGUAAGGCCAUCCAAGAUCAGGAGCUGGAAUCGCGCGACAAUCGGUCGGAGCACUCGAUGGCGAGGAAGAAGCUCAUUGAUGAGCGUGCCGCUCUUCGCUCGACGUUCGAUAAGGAGAUUAACGCUCGCAGGCGCAAGCUGGAAGAGUUGAACAAGCAGAAGAGGCAGCUGCCCAUCAGCAAGGACAUCAAGGACAGCAAGAAGGUUGUAGCCCUCAAUCUCGAGCAUCUCGAGGCUAGGGAGCGUGCGGUGGAGAUCCAGAUCAAGCGUUCCAUCUCCACCGGUCAGGACAGAGCCUCAUCCAAGGAGCUCGGCGUCAUCGCUGCCCAGAGGCGUCAGGUCAAGGAGUGGGCCAAGUUUGCCGAGGAGGCUGAAGCCCCCGUGAACCCCGCGCUGGACGCUCGCCUCAAGGAACUCGACGAGGAGCUCAAGAAGCUCAACGAAGGCGAGCGCGAGGUCAAGAGCGACGUCAACCGCCUCAAGGACGCUCUUCAGGCCAAGGGCGACGAACUGGGCGCGGCCAAGUUCGAGAGAUCCGCCAUCGCGCAGAGGAUCGAGAAGUUCAAGAAGGACCGGGAUGCCGUCUACGCCGUGAUCCGCGAGAAGAGGAAGGAGCACAACAACAAGAUCAAGGAGCUCCAGAAGGCCGACAGGGAGAAGAAGGCCCAACUCGAGAAGGAGAAGCGCAUCAAGCUCAAGAAGGAGCAGCGCAACAAGGCGCUCCAGGAGCUCUCACAGGCCUACAAGGAUGAGCUCGCCCUGUGCGACAGGCUCACGGCCGCUCUGGUCAAUCGUCAAUCCAAGCAGAAGACCGUCGCCAAGGAGGGCGCCGAGGGUGAGAGCGUGGAGGAGAAGGAGGCUGAGAAGGAGGAGGUGGAGGAGGGCGAAGAGGGCGAGGAGGGCAACGACAACGAGGAGCACGAGGACGAGGAGAAGGACGAGACCACCGCCGCGGAGGAGGAGGAGGGCACCGAGGCUGCCCCCAAGGCCCCCAAGAAGAAGAGGGCGUUCCAGUUCACCAUGGCCACCCACAUCGAUUUUGAGCUCCUCUCCGUCCAGCCACCCACCAGCCUUGACGAGAUUCCCGCCGCGCUCGACAGCAUCUCCCGCAAGAAGGCUUUCUACGAGCGGCUGGCGGCCGACAAGCUGGAGCAGCGAAAGAAGCUUGAGGCUCAGUACGCCGCCGAGCUGCAGGCCCUCGAGUCGCCCCCCAAGAAGGCUGAGAACGGCUCGGCCGCCGCCGGUGGUGCCAACAAGAAGGCUGCCGGUGCCGGUGCUGCCAAGAAGCCCGCCUCUGCUGCCAAGAAGCCGGCCGCCGAGGAGGCCGAGGAGAAGGAGGAGGAACACCAGGACAAUGCCAAGACCAGCGCCGCCAACGAGGAAGACGACGUGGCGGCUGCUGAUGCCUCUGGCGACGCUGACGCUGCUGCUGAGGAGGACGGUGACGAGUAA